Molecule: messenger RNA, 1929 nt
Organism: Penaeus chinensis
Lineage: Eukaryota; Metazoa; Arthropoda; Malacostraca; Decapoda; Penaeidae
Exons: 4
Coding region: 340-1902 (520 amino acids)
Biological process (GO): proteasome-mediated ubiquitin-dependent protein catabolic process; regulation of proteolysis
Cellular component (GO): cytoplasm; nucleus
Molecular function (GO): ubiquitin protein ligase binding
Source: RefSeq, a predicted model, not a curated record
AUGGAGACCAACCAACAACAAAAAACUCAAACCUACCUUGUCCCUUCCCUGGAUAUAAACAAAACCUCCAAACCGAAAAGCAUUACACAGAGUCCCAACCGUUAAUUUCAAACUAAUGAUAAACAGACCUGGUCGUGGGUUGGGCCGCAGUGUCCCCGGAACUGUUGGAGGAGGCGUGUGUGUCAUCACCUGCGACGGGGUUUUUUAUCCUUUUUUUGAAGGAAAUCUCGUGCUUUGUGGGAUGAAGAGUGAUUGUGUAUAUUCAUGGCAGUGAAUGUGUAUAUAGUGUUUGAUGGUUGAUCAGUUUCUUCUUGUUUUUUUUGAGCAACCGUGACAACCAUGGAAGUAGAGGAAAAUAUCGCUAAUGUAAAUUACAAGAUUACUAUUCCCAAGUUUUCCACACACAAAGACCUGAAUCACACGUUUACUGAAGUCUUCCCUCUCUCUGUAAAUAACCUCCGUUUUCUGUGGAGGCUCACGAUCGUCCCUUUUAUCAAAGAAAACGGUGAGACCGAGAGGACUGACUUAAUCAAUCACGAUAUUGGCAUAUCGCUUGAGUGUCAGAAAUGCAAUGUAAACCACCCAAAUUUAGAGGUAUAUUGUAAUGUGAAAGGAAGGGAUCAACAUGAAAAACUGUUACCUAGAAUGGAUUAUAACAGCAUGGUAUGGAAGGACGUGCUAAUAUCAAGGUUAGCCCUCAAGGUGUUCAACCUCCUUGAGGACGACAAACUAGUCAUAAAUUUAAGGUUCGUGGUAACCGGUCGUGACCUCUCGCGAGCCGUUGAUGGCGUGAGUGAGAUGUCCCGUGACCUAAGUCGCCUCCUGGAGAGUGGCGCUCAAAGCGACGUCGAUCUGGUCACCAGGGACGGCGUGCGGUUGCCUGUCCACUCCGCCAUUCUCGCUGUGCGGUCGAAUCUCCUGCAGAGGGCAGCCAAGAAGGGCAGGGUUUCUGCAGCGUCGACGCCCCGAACGCAGGCGGGGACUCCACCAGUCAAGCGCGAAGACACGCCCAUCAACAGCACCUUCGGGAGCAUGUCUUCAGGGUACCAUUCCGCCGCCUCCUCCCCCGACACCUUCUCCUCCACCGCCUCCUCCGGCCACCCGCCGAGUGCCCUCGUGACCACCCCGAUGAAGGCCCUCGCGCUCCACAGCCCCGGCCCCGCUUCCCCCCGAACCUCCCCGAGCUCUAGCAAAAUGAGUCGGCGGCCGCCCACGCCCAAAAGAGUCGCCCUAAGUCAGCGCCCGCCCACGCCCAGAAGAAAUCUCAGCAUCCAUCACCUCACGCCAGCAAGAAGUCCCAUCAAGCGGCCUCUCACUCCCGCCGUCGAGUCUCCCAGCAAACGGACCAACGUCGGCGGCUCCUCCAGCAAGUUCUCGGAGGAAAACAAGGAAAAUAAGAGUCUCAAGAUCUUCCACUACCGCCCCAGGCCGUCGCCCUUCACGUGCCCCAGCGACUCCCCCGGGCGAGCGAGGGAGGCGGGCGAAGCGCCGGUGGGGGGUAAGGGGCCGGAGAGAUUGCAGGUGGAAGUGAGCAUGACUGCCUCUGUGGCCACGGAGUUGCUGCACUGGAUAUACACGGGCGAGAGCGACGACCUAGGGGCCCUGGCGCGGCCGCUCCUGGUGGCGGGCAUCCGGCACGGAAUGAGCGGGCUGACGCGGGCGUGCGAGGACCACCUGGCGGCCGCCCUCACGCCCGCCUCCGCCCCCGACGUCCUCUAUCUGGCGCACAAGUAUGGGGCGACGUCGCUGCGGGAGGACGCGCUCGAGUAUACUGUCCAGAAGGCGGCCGAGGUGACGGCGCAGGCAUCAUGGGCGGCCCUUGGAGAGCGCGCGCCCACGCUUAUCAUGGAGUUCAGCCGCCGGCUCGCCCUGCACGACCACGGCCUGGCUGCCAACGCAUGAUCAUGGGUCUCGGAUCUUUUAUAUAUA